Penicillium bovifimosum is the source of this 894-nucleotide messenger RNA. RefSeq names its product OB-fold domain-containing protein. Gene Ontology annotation, biological process: DNA replication; double-strand break repair via homologous recombination; nucleotide-excision repair. Lineage: Eukaryota; Fungi; Ascomycota; Eurotiomycetes; Eurotiales; Aspergillaceae. The record is from RefSeq and is a predicted model, not a curated record. Gene Ontology annotation, cellular component: chromosome, telomeric region; DNA replication factor A complex; site of double-strand break. The coding region runs from base 1 to 894 and encodes 297 amino acids. The transcript has 3 exons.
AUGCCCGUCUCAACAUCCAGUUCUGAUACUUCUGAAUACAACUCUGACGAAAAUGAGAGCCUCACUUUCUACCCUGCAUUCUGCUUCAAAGCAUCACCAACGCACUUUGCCUGGGUGAAAAUGGGUGCAGCCGAUGUGCAUCGUCUCCGAAGAUCGCCUCAGUUUGUGGGCCCAAACAUCUUCUUCUACAACAACCACCCAAUCCAAUUCGUCAGCCUAGUAGGCAUAAUAGUGUCGCGCACCGAAGUCUUCCGCCGCACACUCCUAACACUAGACGACAGCAGCGGCGAAACCAUCGAGAUAGUCGUGCUGCAAAAGACAACACAAAAACCCAGCACAGAAGACCCAGACACAGAAGGGACAGAACAACCACCCACCGCAACAACAGCGGUGCUGAGCUGGGCCUCAUUCUCCAACCUAACACCAACAACAGGCCUGACAACAACACACAUAACCUCCAAAGACCGCGACGAGAUAGACAUAUCAUCCCUGCAACCGGGGACGCUCGUGCGUGUCAAGGGGACAUUGUCAACAUUCCGCCAGCGGAUGCAGCUGAAUCUCGAGCGGUUCUGGCUGGUUGGCGAUACGAACGCUGAAAUGCGGUUUCUGGAUGAUCGUCUGCGGUUUCUUCUGCGGGUUUUGUCUGUGCCGUGGGAGCUGAGUGAUGAUGAGGUGGAGGAGUUAAGGAGGGAUGCGGAGAGGAGUGAUGAGCGGGCUGUUGAGGGGAGGAGGAGGGCGGAGAGAGCGGUGAGAAAGAGGGAGGAGAGGGAGGAGAGGCAUGCUAGGGCUAUUGCUAAGAGGUAUAAGAAGGAGGAGGAGGAGAGGGAGAAAGAGCUUAGGGCUUUGAGGGAGGAUGGGGAGAGGGUUAUGAGGAGGUUUGGGUUUGGGGCGUAG